This is a messenger RNA of Lacerta agilis (Sand lizard), 3747 nucleotides long. RefSeq names its product solute carrier family 13 member 4 (gene SLC13A4). Gene Ontology annotation, cellular component: membrane. The transcript has 16 exons. Gene Ontology annotation, molecular function: transmembrane transporter activity. NCBI's taxonomy places the organism in Eukaryota, Metazoa, Chordata, Lepidosauria, Squamata, Lacertidae. Gene Ontology annotation, biological process: monoatomic anion transmembrane transport. Bases 488 to 2389 code for a protein of 633 amino acids. The record is from RefSeq and is a predicted model, not a curated record.
GAGAAAAUACUCUCUUUUUUAAAGCUGUGGAUUUUCUUCCCUAUUUUAAUUUGUGCUAAACUGAAUGCUAACUCUUUAGUUGAGGUGCACCUGAAAGUGGGCAUACCUGCAAGAAGGAGAAAGCGGGGCUCAAGAAAGGUUUGGGUUUCUGCCUACCUGAUUCAUACUCCAAGCAAACAAACGUGAUGGGAGGCGAAAAGAAAAUGGACUGCACGGAGGCCGCCUGGUGAUUUUCCUGGUGGUGGUCAGAAGGAAGAACAUUAUGUUCCUCAGACACUUAUGGUGCGUUGGUCAUGAGGAGGCACUAGUCAGUCCUACAUAAAGGCAGAGACUCUCCAAUGCAUUUCACAACGCUCUCUUAAAGGAGAAAAGAAGCAAGAGCCGCCAAUAGCUCUUCCGUAGAAGGAGGAAACCAUUUUCCCAGGGCUGGAGGAAGACCCUGAGGAUUCCCAUUGGGCCAUCAAGGAGAUACAUCAGGAACAGAAGGAUGACAGUAGUCAAGGAGCUGCUCCGCGCCAGAAACCUGUUGCUGGUUAUCCUGAUUCCACUCUUGUUGCUUCCUUUGCCUCUCUUAUACCCCAGCAGUGAAGCGUCGUGUGGCUAUGUGCUGAUCGUGACGGCAGUGUACUGGGUUUCGGAGGCAGUGCCACUUGGGGCAGCAGCCCUUGUUCCUGCUUUCCUCUAUCCACUGUUUGGAGUCAUGAAAUCCAGCGAGGUGGCUGCUGAAUACAUCAAGAACACCACCUUGCUCCUCAUGGGCGUAAUUUGUGUGGCAGCCUCUGUUGAGAAAUGGAAUCUGCACAAACGGAUCGCCUUGCGCAUGGUGAUGAUGGCCGGAGCGAAACCAGGCAUGCUGCUCCUUUGCUUCAUGUGCUGCACAACUGUCUUGUCCAUGUGGCUUUCCAACACGUCCACCACAGCCAUGGUGAUGCCCAUUGUAGAAGCAGUGCUGCAGGAGUUAGUGAAUGCCGAGGAAGACCGCGAGAUGAAUGGUACCGCUGGCAACACCAUCCUGGAAGAACGGGAGACUAUAGGUCUCGGCGAAAAGCGCGGGCAAACGUCCCUGGAGCUCUUUUUCAUCAACGAGGAUGCUACAACUGCUGACUUCAGCUCUCUGAUGCAUUCCAAGAACAUGAACGGCGUACACAUGAUUGCCAACACAAUUGGAACGGUGAGCUCCAAAACCAAUGGGCAGCAUCUGCCUCAGGCUCAGAUCCUUGUUCUGCCACCUCAGCCUCAAAGUUUAGACCUAAGCAGUAAGCCUCGGUACCCAACCAAGCACGAUCAGAUGGUCUGCAAGUGCCUCUCGUUGAGCAUCUCCUACGCGGCAACCAUUGGGGGACUCACAACCAUCAUAGGCACCUCCACAAACCUCAUCUUCCUGGAGUAUUUCAACAACCAUUAUCCCAAUGCUGAAGUGGUGAAUUUUGGAACCUGGUUCUUACUCAGCUUACCCAUCUCCCUCAUCAUGCUGGUGCUGACCUGGUUUUGGAUGCAUUGGCUUUUCCUUGGAUGCAAUUUUAAAGAGACAUGUUCACUGAGCAAGAAGAAGAAGACCAGACGGGAAGAGAUGUCUGAGAAGAGAAUCCAAGAAGAAUAUGAGAAACUGGGAAAUAUUAGCUAUCCAGAGUGGGUGACAGCGUUCUUUUUCAUCUUGAUGACUUUACUCUGGUUUACAAGGGAGCCUGGAUUUGUCCCAGGCUGGUCGACCUUGUUUGGAAAGAAAGGCUAUCGGACCGAUGCCACAGUCUCUGUUUUCCUUGGGUUCCUCCUCUUCUUGAUUCCAGCAAAGAAGCCAUGCUUUGGAAAGAAGGGGAAAGGAGAUGUUCCGAAUUCCACCAAUGUUAAAACAGGGGAACCAAUAAUCACCUGGAAGGACUUUGAGAAAACCAUGCCCUGGGAGAUUGUGGUCUUGGUUGGAGGAGGUUAUGCUUUGGCAGCUGGAUGCAAGACUUCUGGCCUUUCCACAUGGAUUGGGCGACAAAUGUUGUCCCUGAGCAGCCUUCCCUCUUGGGCUGUCAGUCUAUUGGCCUGCGUCCUGGUCUCCAUAGUAACAGAGUUUGUUAGUAACCCAGCAACUAUAACCAUCUUCCUACCUAUUUUAUGCAGCAUGUCGGAAACCCUACAAAUCAACCCUCUGUACACCCUGAUCCCUGUCACCAUGUGCAUCUCUUUUGCGGUGAUGCUGCCAGUGGGCAACCCCCCAAAUGCCAUUGUCUUCAAUUAUGGACACUGCCAGAUCAAAGAUAUGAUCAAAGCUGGCUUUGGUGUCAAUCUGAUUGGUCUGGUGGUUGUUACAGUGGCAAUAAAUACUUGGGGAAUUAGACUCUUUCACUUGGAUAAGUUUCCAGACUGGGCAACAACCAGCAACGUCACUGGCCCAUCAUAGUCGGCAUCCACAGAACUUGCUGGCUCACAGCAAGCUGGGAGAAAAAUAUUUGCACAGCUGUUAAGAAAGGAAAACACUUGAGUGUAUAUUUGUUCCAUGAACCAGAACUAAGUAAGUAAGAAGCAACUCUGUUGGAGGUUUCCCCAAUGAUCAUCAUAUCUCCGCCAUCUAGUACUGAAGGGGUUGGGGGAAAGCAUGCAUUAUUCUUGUCUUUCAGCACUACCAUGGAAUUGCUUUGAUCCCCCACCCCCAGUCUUUUCCACAGAAAAUCCAUUUUUGUUCUACAGAACACUCAGCCAAUUUGUCUUUACUUGAUGGGGUAUACAUACGGUAAAUCACAGUGCCUACAGUCCUAACAUCCAAAGUGUGUUUUGAAGACUGUAUCUAUAUGUAUAUAUCUAUAGAACAUUUUUUUUAAAAGAAAAAGUAAAAGGUUGCAUGUGGAGUUAUUUAUUUGAUAACAAGGAAGAUCCAAUUUGAUCAGCCAAUUGCUCAAGGCCAGAGGGUUAUCUGCACAGAUGCCCUUUGGUCCAAGGAGAAGACCAGGUCCAUGGUAGACCAGGGUUCAAAUCCCACCUCAGCCGUGAAGCUGAGUAAUCUUGGGCCGGUCAUUGUCUCCCAGUCUAACUUAACUUACAGGGUUCUUGAAAUGAUAAAACAAAGAGGGGAAAGAACCAUGUAGGCCACCUGGAGCUCCUUUGAGGAAAGGCAGAGCAUAAAUGUAAUAACAAAUUAAACAAAAACAGCCAGAGGGCAUCAGGCUGCAUUAUGCACUCUUGCAAUGGAAUGUUAUCAAACUGCUAGAAUGAAGAAGGAACCCCGUGAAAGAGAAAGGUGGGGAGGCUGAUAUCCAGCCUCUGGCUAAUUGUUUUCCUCAUUCUCCAACUUCAGUGCUCAUCUUCCAGAGAUAAUAGUGAAACUUGAAAGCCUCAUCAACCCCUCAUUCACUUGCCAGAGCAAAGAGAAUCCCCCAGAUGCCUGGCACUUUUGCAGAUGAUGCAUCAUUCCUGUUCUAAAUAUAUAGACAUUCCUAGAUCUCUGUUCUCCUUCUACUACACUACACUGCACUACGGGGGCAGCCUUGAGGUGGCAAACCAGACUCCCACUUUACACCUGAAUCUCUCCCAAACUAAAUACCAGGCCUCUACAAUAGGCAUAUUAAUUUAAUAACUGAUGUAACCUGAAACUCUUGGAUCUGUACAGAAAUAAAUAGAGCCUUUGUUAAUCACAGUAACCGUACUAGGAUCAGGUUUUUUUGUGGGGAGGGUUCCCCAUUAAACGGGAGGGCUCCUCUGAUGCUAGUAAAAAUGUCUAUGCUGUAGAAAUUGCUUGUGAAUAAAAUAAAUUAUUCAAGCUUU